UGGGGUGGGGGCGGGACCUGGCCAGGCGCCGGGACCGGAGGAGUCCCGGCGGCGCCUGGGACUUUUGCUCCCACAAGUCCUGCCUCGGAGGCGGGGGAGCUGGACCAGGAGCCGCCCGGAGCCUCUGAGUCGUCGCCGUCGGGGCUCCUGCGCUCCCCAGAACGGUGGGACGCGGGGCUCCGCAGCCGCCAACCGAACAUGGCGCCCUGGACGCUGUGGCGCUGCUGCCAGCGCGUCGUGGGCUGGGUGCCAGUGCUCUUCAUCACCUUCGUGGUCGUCUGGUCCUACUACGCGUACGUGGUGGAGCUGUGCGUGUUUACUAUCUUUGGAAAUGAAGAAAAUGGAAAGACCGUUGUUUACCUUGUGGCUUUCCAUCUGUUCUUUGUUAUGUUUGUAUGGUCCUAUUGGAUGACAAUUUUCACAUCUCCCGCUUCCCCCUCCAAAGAGUUCUAUUUAUCCAAUUCUGAAAAGGAACGUUAUGAAAAAGAAUUCAGCCAAGAAAGACAACAAGACAUUUUGAGAAGAGCAGCAAGAGCUUUACCUAUCUAUACCACAUCAGCUUCAAAAACUAUCAGAUAUUGUGAAAAAUGUCAGCUGAUUAAACCUGAUCGGGCGCAUCACUGCUCAGCAUGUGACACAUGUGUUCUUAAGAUGGAUCAUCAUUGUCCUUGGGUGAAUAACUGUGUGGGAUUUUCUAAUUACAAAUUCUUCCUGCUAUUUUUAUUAUAUUCUCUAUUAUAUUGCCUUUUCGUGGCUGCAACAGUUUUAGAGUACUUUAUAAAAUUUUGGACGCUUUGCCACAGGAAAUCUACAGAGAGUUGUCCAAAGAAUGAACUGACAGAUACACGUGCAAAAUUCCACGUCCUUUUUCUUUUCUUUGUGUCUGCAAUGUUCUUCAUUAGCGUCCUCUCACUUUUCAGCUACCACUGCUGGCUGGUUGGAAAAAAUAGAACAACAAUAGAAUCGUUCCGCGCACCCACAUUUUCAUAUGGACCUGAUGGAAAUGGUUUCUCUCUUGGAUACAGUAAAAAUUGGAGACAAGUCUUUGGUGAUGAAAAGAAAUAUUGGCUACUUCCAAUAUUUUCAAGCUUGGGUGAUGGUUGCAGUUUUCCAACUCGCCUUGUGGGGAUGGAUCCAGAACAAGCUUUUGUUACAAACCAGAAUGAGUAUGCCAGAAGUAGUGGCUCAAAUCAGCCUUUUCCUAUCAAACCACUUAGUGAAUCAAAAAACCGCUUGUUGGACAGCGAAUCUCAGUGGCUAGAGAAUGGAGCUGAAGAAGGCAUCGUCAGAUCAGGGACAAAUAACCAUGUAACAAUGGCAAUAGAAAAUUGAGUACCACUUGUUCAUAACUAACCAUUUGAAUAAGAGCAAGGUGUAUGAAAACAUUUAUAGACUGAUAUUUUCGAUUUAAUUUGUAAGAAAAUGAUCAGUGGAAUGAAAUAAUUGAAGUAUAACAGAAGAUAUAUUUUUAAAAAAAGAAAGCCUUUGUACAGUUCCUGGGAUUCACAGAAGCGCUACUCCAGAGCAGAACGAUGCCUUAAUCUUAAGUGUCCAUUUGUGCAGCAUUGACCUAGAGCUACAAAAGUGACUUAAUGUUAUUCUGGAAAUAAUACUUACCUGUUAUGAGAUGCCAUAAUAUGAGCUGUCAUCACAUUUUAACAUGCAUAUGUAUUUUUUGAUACCUGAAUUACAUUAUUAGAAUUGUUAGUAUCCAUAUAAAUUUUCACUCUGAAAACACAAGCUUAAAAACUUGUCUUAAGUAAAGUACAUCUAGGGCAAAUGGUGGCUGAGGGCGAAUAAUAUCCAAAUUACUGUUGCUUGUACUGUAUAAGGAAAACUGCUUUUUUAAAUUCGGUAUUUGCUAAUUUAUAAUUACUAUUUUAUACUUUUCAACAUUUUAAUAACUUUUUUUAUUGUUGGCUAUAACAGAAGGAUUCAGAUAUCUAAAUCUCAUUUAGAACAUACAACACAUUGGUCUAACUCAUCAAAAGCUUAGUUAUAAGCAUUAAUACAACCAUGUAGUGUAGCAUGUGCUCAAGGCUUAAAGGGAACUUGGCAGUAUAAGAAAUAUUUUGAGUUCUCUGCUUUUUUUAAUAACUUUUUUUGUUGACCUUUCAGGGGUAAGUACAUGGGCAGAGAAAUGCAAAGGUACGUAUGCUGGAGAAAUACUGGACACAGUAAGAAGUGUAAGUGUCCAGAAGAAAAGCUAAGAGGAAUAUUGUAAUCUGUUAAAAAAAAUAGUUUGAGUUUUAACAGUAGUUACAAUAAAGCAUGCUGUUGACGUGACUUUCAAAUUUCAGUACUAAAAAUGCAUCUUUUUAUGGUAAUCAUGUAACAGCUUAAACAGUGACUUAAAAUGCAAUUCAAAGUAGGCAAAAAACAGCUACAACUUGAGAUUAAUUUUUCCUCCUGGCUGUCACAAAUUCUAACCUGAGUGAUCAUUUUACAUUCCUAGUCUCUGAGAAGCAGAUUCUACUCUUAGAUGCGCAAUCUUAAGUCUGACUUACUAACAGCAACCCCUUUCUGACUAGACACGUCUUCUUUUUUUUUUUUUUUUUAAUCUAAGUGACAGGAGUUGUUGCAUUAACUCCAAAGAAAAG
This is a messenger RNA of Sapajus apella (tufted capuchin), 2600 nucleotides long. RefSeq names its product zinc finger DHHC-type palmitoyltransferase 20 (gene ZDHHC20). Bases 199 to 1332 code for a protein of 377 amino acids. Gene Ontology annotation, cellular component: Golgi apparatus; endoplasmic reticulum. The transcript has 14 exons. Lineage: Eukaryota; Metazoa; Chordata; Mammalia; Primates; Cebidae. The record is from RefSeq and is a predicted model, not a curated record. Gene Ontology annotation, molecular function: protein-cysteine S-palmitoyltransferase activity. Gene Ontology annotation, biological process: synaptic vesicle maturation; peptidyl-L-cysteine S-palmitoylation; protein targeting to membrane.